ACCGGCUGCCGACGACGGCUUCACCGGGAAGGAACGGAAGAAGGCUCCUCGAGGUCGAGGGGAAAAGAAAAAAUUUGGUGACGUGUGCAAGAGGGAAGGAAGGGGGGAUGAGCGCCUCCGCCUCCUCCGCCUCCUCGUCGGCGUCGCCGGUGCCGCCGGAGGACGACGUCUGCUCGGUGUGCCACGACCGCUUCCGGAUCCCCUGCCAGGCCAACUGCUCCCAUUGGUUCUGCGGGGAAUGCAUCAUCCGUGUCUGGAAUCAUGGAGCUGCUGUACAGCCUUGCAAGUGUCCCAUAUGCCGCCGCCUUAUAAAUCUGCUGGUACCUGCUAAUAUAACGGAGGACCAGAAUGAUGACCCACAACUUCAACGAGUUUUGGGAGAGAUUCAGCACUACAACCACAUAUUCGGUGGAGCACCACGCAGCCUGACUCAGAGGUUGCAAGACCUGCCAUUUUUCAUGCGAAGACUGUUCAGAGAACUAAUGGAUCCUCAGAGGACCCUCCCACUUGUUUUCAGGGCGAGGAUGAUUCUGAUGGUGGCCCUGAGUGCAGUUUAUGUCCUGAGCCCGGUCGACAUUCUUCCUGAAAGCGUGCUGGGGUUAUUCGGAUUCUUCGACGACUUCCUCAUCCUGGUGAUCGUGUUCCUCCACCUUGCCGCUGUUUACCGGUCGUUGCUUCUCUACCGCCAUGGUGGCCAUUGAAUCGCUGUGCAGUAGUUCAUAGCUGGAUGUACUCCUAUGUCGGUGCUUUGAGGUUUGAUUUGUGCGGGAAUGUUUGCCAGGUUGAUGGAUGGUGGCUGCAGAUUAGGCAUGUCUCCGUUUUUAGUCCACAUGUGUCAAUGGAAGUUGGAGCGCCUUAUUUGGUUUAUAUGAUGGACAAGCACUUUGUACCUUGGCACAUUAUCAGUUUUGGUUUAAAAAGUAUGAUGAAGUUCUAUUU
Messenger RNA from Brachypodium distachyon (stiff brome), 939 nucleotides. RefSeq names its product E3 ubiquitin-protein ligase RNF170. The transcript has 5 exons. Gene Ontology annotation, molecular function: ubiquitin protein ligase activity. NCBI's taxonomy places the organism in Eukaryota, Viridiplantae, Streptophyta, Magnoliopsida, Poales, Poaceae. The record is from RefSeq and is a predicted model, not a curated record. Bases 108 to 701 code for a protein of 197 amino acids.